This is a messenger RNA of Limanda limanda (common dab), 763 nucleotides long. It is a transcript of the gene oaz2a, whose product is annotated as ornithine decarboxylase antizyme 2a. Gene Ontology annotation, cellular component: cytoplasm; nucleus. Gene Ontology annotation, biological process: positive regulation of protein catabolic process. Lineage: Eukaryota; Metazoa; Chordata; Actinopteri; Pleuronectiformes; Pleuronectidae. The record is from RefSeq and is a predicted model, not a curated record. Gene Ontology annotation, molecular function: ornithine decarboxylase inhibitor activity.
CUCUCUCUCUCUCCCUCCCCGGAACUCAGCCUCUUCAGACGCGGUCACGGUGACGGGUUUGUUGUGAAGUGACGGAUGGUGAACUUCCCUGUGGUGGACUCUCUGAUGAACUGUAGCUGCUGUGCUUAUCAGAAACGACAUAAAGAGCCGAGUUUCCUCGAAGCUAUCAUGCUGAACACCGAGGAAAGUUCCUGGUUAGCGGGGUCUCGGUUACCCGGCUCAAACCCUCAGGCUCCGGGGCCUCUGUGGUGCUCCGAUGCCCCUCACCCACAACUAAAGAUCCCGGGUGGGCGAGGGACUGUAAGGGAUCACUGUCUCGGCGUGCUACUACACAAGGAUGAGAAGCUGACAGUGACACAGGGAGCGACUGUGAGUGGGAACCCUUCUCUUCUCCACUUCCACUACCAGCUGAGUGAACGCCACUCGGCCUCCUGGGAUACAGCUCUAUCUGAGGACAGCCUUUUCCUGGAGAUUCCUGCCGGGCUGCUGGCCGAGGGGAGCAAGGAGGGGCUUACUGCUCUGCUCGAGUUUGCGGAAGAGAAGCUCAAAGUUAACUAUGUGUUCCUGUGGUUCCAUAAAAACAGAGAGGAUCGAUUGUCCAUCAUCAAGACCUUCCACUACAUGGGCUUUGAGAUGGUGAAGCCGGGCAACCCCAUGGUACCAGCCCGGCCCGAUCUGGCCUUCAUGGUUUACUCUCUGGACAACAGCAGCUCCGAUGAGGAGUGACCGCCACAUUUUCUCCCGACACCUCCCUCGCCCACCC